UUUAGCACAAUUUGUUUUUCUUGUACCCGUACAUUUACUUUGUUAAACUUUGCAUUAGCCAUUCAAUGAGCAAGGCAUUUGCUGUUAUUUCGCUGCUUAUAUCCGCAUACGCCACCACAGGCGUCGACGGGAGCCUCGGCACGUGUUUGAGGGAGGUUUUCUUUGGCCAAGACACGAAUAGCGAGCCGUACACGCCCAAAGAAGCAUUUGGUAUGACAAGGGAAGCCCGCCUGAUGCUCGUAGUCGACAGGCUCCACGAACGAGACAUAGAGGACGACGGUCUGGACAUGAUAAUCCCCGCGGGCGGAGGAAUUAUCAACAUAGCUGACCUGGUCGGCAUUGGCAAUGGUAACACGGGAAGCAACCUGGAGACCCAAGCACCUGCGAUCACCACUACAGCAGCUGAAUCAACAUCUGCCUCGACAACUUCUAAGCCUGCCAGCUCAAGCACCAAGGCGCCGGAAUCUUCGACAACCACUACCACUACCGCUGCUGUGGUUGCUUCAGAAACCACAUCCGGCGACACUGAUUCACAGCCUGCUGUUUUAUCUAGCGGUACGUAUUCGCAGGAGCCCAGCGACACAGUAUACACAUGCAAGAGCGACUUUAUCGACUUUUCCCAGCGCGAUGCCAUGAGUAAGUUCAGUUUAGUAUGGUGUCCAGAAAACGCCUAUCAAACUGACAACUCUGUGGUCUGGAGACUGACCCAAGAGUGCGGCAUGACAAUGGUUUACCCUUGGGACUUCCAUUAUGGCAAAAUUGAGGGCCGUGUUCGCAUUGGCCCUGGAAGUGGUGUGGUGACGGCCAUGAUACUGAUGGGACCACCGCCUUCUGACGAGAUUGACUUUGAGUGGGUGGGCAAAGAUGUCACGCAUGUCCAGACUAUGUACUAUGUGCAGGCACAUCGCGUAGACGUUCUUCCAGAGGUUUUUGGCAUUGACCAGCAGGGUAACGGUGAUUUGAGCACGACAUUCCAAAACUAUGCCAUCGAGCUGAACAAAGACAGCGUCAAAUGGUAUCUCAACGGCCAGCUUUUGCGCACCUUGAAUAAAAAAACACAAGAGUUCCCGACGUAUGCCAAUCGUGCUCGGAUGGGGAUUUGGGACGGCACACAAACCAGCGGCUGGGCUGGCACUGUUGACUGGUCGCAGGGCCCAUUCACAGCCGAAAUGCAGUGGUUUAACUUUACGCCGUAUUGCUGAGCAUAUGGUGUUUGAUAUUUGAUUUCAGCUUAUAUUUCUAAUUUAAUUAUUUGGUAUAUAAGAGACUCGCAGAGUAGCAUGUACUUAUCUUUUUCAAAGGAGUUAAUUAAAGACCAAAUAUUUG
Molecule: messenger RNA, 1326 nt
Organism: Kickxella alabastrina
Lineage: Eukaryota; Fungi; Kickxellomycota; Kickxellomycetes; Kickxellales; Kickxellaceae
Product: concanavalin A-like lectin/glucanase domain-containing protein
Exons: 1
Coding region: 66-1202 (378 amino acids)
Biological process (GO): carbohydrate metabolic process
Molecular function (GO): hydrolase activity, hydrolyzing O-glycosyl compounds
Source: RefSeq, a predicted model, not a curated record